AUGGAAAUUUCACUUGAACCUAGUACCUAUUUAAACGAGGCAAAUUAUUAUGAACGCAAGAGCGAACGAGCUCUUCUUAAUAUGUCCAAGUUUAUCGAUCUUGUGGAGAACAAUUAUGCCGAUGCAGUGAAUUCUCUUCAAAAGGCUUUGAACUACCUUGACAAAGCGAAGUCUGAGUUGAAUAUCGAGAGUGAUGAACUACGUAUCCUUGAGAUGCGCCAAGAAUCUCUCCAUCGCCAAUUUGACGCUCUUCGACCCUAUCAAUUCCUGCUGACUCACCGUUUUAUCGCUAAGAACACUGCGACCACCAGCCAAAGUGUAAACUCGCGUCUGCUCAAAUCGGCAGACCCCGUCGUCCUUAUCGACGAAUCUAACGACCACCUUCAUUCGGGCUACGAUCUCCUUCCUAGUAGAUCGGCGACCAAUUUGAAGUUGUGUCCAAAGCGCAACGACCAGAGGCUUGAGGAAUGCGAAGUGCGCAUAAACGAAUUAGAAAAAAUGGUGAAUGAACUCUCCCUGAAGCUGGAGGAGUCGGAGCGAAGAGCAGCCCUUGAGGAGAACGCGCGACUGGUGGCUGAGGGAGAACUGCUGAUGUUACGUCGUCCACACUGCUGGGGUUCCACCUCUCCCCUCACCGACUCCGUUUGCAAUACCAUGAUAGCCUUCCACCACUCUUGCCUCCCCGAACUUGCUGAUUCAAACAUGGGCACCUGA
Echinococcus granulosus is the source of this 714-nucleotide messenger RNA. RefSeq lists its product as hypothetical. Lineage: Eukaryota; Metazoa; Platyhelminthes; Cestoda; Cyclophyllidea; Taeniidae. Bases 1 to 714 code for a protein of 237 amino acids. The transcript is spliced from 4 exons. The record is from RefSeq and is a predicted model, not a curated record.